Anopheles gambiae (African malaria mosquito) is the source of this 13924-nucleotide messenger RNA. Its product is annotated as Krueppel-like factor luna. The record is from RefSeq and is a predicted model, not a curated record. Bases 2659 to 4068 code for a protein of 469 amino acids. The transcript has 5 exons. Gene Ontology annotation, molecular function: RNA polymerase II cis-regulatory region sequence-specific DNA binding; DNA-binding transcription factor activity, RNA polymerase II-specific. Gene Ontology annotation, biological process: regulation of transcription by RNA polymerase II. NCBI's taxonomy places the organism in Eukaryota, Metazoa, Arthropoda, Insecta, Diptera, Culicidae.
AGGGUACCCUCAGCGUCAGCGUGAUGUCAGCGGCAAUUUUAGUUUUUUUUAGAAGCCGGUGUGAUUCAGACCGCAGUGUGUGUCGUGCGCGCUCGCGUCCCAUUCGCUCAAACACGCGUACGCGUCAAGCGUCUAUCCGUACGUCGUUUCCGGUCGUUUUGAACGGUGCAUCUGGUUUUUAACAAUCCUACACUACCCUCGGUCAACAUCAGCAGAACGUCGAUCGAGAAUCUAGCUGCGAGAUUACCGUGGAUCAAAUGUGCGUGGGGCAACUCGGUGCCCGCCAAUGCAAGGGUCAAGAUCACUUUCUCUUUCACCGGUCAGUAAUGGCGGGAGUCUCUCUGGUCUCUAGGUUAGCUACACGCAACGUGUGGGAUGCUGUGAUUGAGUGCAUUGGGUUGAGGGCGGUGAGGGUGAGCUGGGGGCCGCUUCAUUGUGUGAUUCUCCCGGCCCGGUCCUAGCACAACACACAAUCGUCCAUGGUGAUGGCGGUACGGGUGUUGUUGCUGGUCGUGUGUGCAUUCAGAUAAAUAAUCAUUUCCGCCAUUUCUGACUCGCCAUCGUGUCUUUUGAAUGGGAAGAACAGGGAAGGCCCGGGAGAACCACAACAUGAACUUUUGAUGAGGAGGAUCAGCAAAGAGGGAGAGAACGAGGGGGGGGGGACUUUCCUAUCUUAUCCCCUCUUCUCCUGCAGAUGCGGUUGUGAUGGUGUUUCCAGAAAUAGAAAUAGAAUCGAGAGAUUCUUUCGCGCGCACUGGAAAUUUAUUGGAUUCCAUACCGGGGGCGCACACAAAUGGUGACGAAAGACACGCAUUUGCUGUUUCCGAUUGUUUGUAUAGCUACUAUGCGCCUCUGCGUGUGUGUGUGUGUGUGUGUGUGUGUGUGUGUGUGUGUGUGUCUUUGUGCAUGUGUCUAUAAUUAAACAAAACAACAUGAUGAACAGGAACGUUGGGUGGGAAGGUCUUCAGAGCUGUCAAAACGAUGGCCCGAGGGCUGUCAGCCGACUCCCCAGAUACCACCAAGUGCCGAUCAAUUGAUCUAAGUAGGCCUGUUCCUGUCAUUGGAUACGGAAUUUGAAGACAUCCGCAGCGAGCAAACCACACCGUGAACCGUGAAAGAAGCCACUGAAUGGCUGCACGCAGACGAUCUCCAAAAUCCGAACCCGAAGUGCUUACUAUCAAACUGUUGUUGUGUGCUGCCAAUCAAUGCAAGUGCAAGUGCAAAUCCAACGCAAGUGUGUGAGUGCAAAAGGUGUGAACCAAUGCUGUUGAUGAAAUAAUCACGCCUGUGCAGGAGAUUGUGUUACGCGUACCGAAAGUGCAGCAGCUCAGCUGUCCUCCAUUUUUGACGAACCUGGUUGGACGCGACACAAUGGCCAAUCAAUUGUGGUAGCCAUAUUUUUUUGGGUGCAGUUUUGGUAGUGCGAAAUGUUACCACCAGCAGCAGUUGUGUGGCUCUUCCCGUUAGUGUUCCGUAGUGGUUCUUCUUCCGACCGUGAGUUCUUGUAGGUGAAUUUCAAAGUAGUUAAAAAAAUAUUCAAACUUCUACAAAGUAGUUACCGAAACAGUUUCUGUUCGCUGUGCACGUUUCGAACGCAAUGGCUACUAGGGUGCAAUAAAUUCCUCAACAAUUGUUUGCAUGUUCGGUGGCACAAAGUGUCUGUGUAAGAUGGUCCCGUAGGGCAGAUGAAACCCGCGUAAAGAGUUAAAUAUACAUGUGGGAAGCAUUGGAGAUAGCUGGAAAACCCAUGCAGUGAGCAAAAUAAGUUGGCAAGAUCGUGAUCAUUUUGAUUCCAACUCAAAUAUGUACGUGUGUGCGUGAGUAUGAAUGGGUUGGUUAGUUCCCGAUCGAGUGAGUUUGUGCCAUACAUCAGCUAAAGUUGAGUCUAAAUCCCUACCACGGGUGCGGAUCGUGAGCGGAGGUACAAACGAAAGAUUUAACACAUUUGUGAAGUGUUGUUCAGAAGCGAAAACCUAAACCAAGAAAAUAAAAGAAGAAGAAAAAAGGUAUUGUUAAGCCAAUACUGCACAAAACGAGCGGAAGUGCGAGAAAAGUGGUGGCGUUGCAAGUGGAAAAGUUUUUUGUUUCCCUUCCAAUUUUUGUUCUGUGAAAAUCAAGAAGCAUACGAUUCACGUUUUUUUCUUUCGUGUGGGUUUUGUGUGUGUGAUUGUCUCUGAUACGCGAGUUUGUGUACGAGUUUAACACGUUUACAGCGCAGUAGAUGUAAACACAGAAUAGGGCACUAGCGUCAGCAUGUUGAUGAUGGUUGUGGUGUGAAGAAAAAAGCGAGAAAAAUCGAAGGCAAAAGAAGUGAAAACCCGAAACCAAAGAAGCAUGAGUGCGUUAUAUUAAUGGUUGAAUAAUUCGUUUCCAAAUUCGUGUGUCGUGUCGUGUACCAAGCGUUUUUUUGGGCAAAACCUCUGGAAGAGUUGAGAAGUUAAAAAAAAGGCUGUUGUUCUUGGUGAAGUGUGAGCCAGCAAGUGUUUUAAUUAUUCUGUGUCAGUGUUUCAUAGAGGGAAGGGUUUGUGUUGGCAGAGCUCGGAGACCGGGCGACCCGCGCUUGUGUCGAUGUGUUGCUAGAGCUCGGUAGGUGUUGUUAGCUCGAUACUGAUUUGCUGCAGAUUUGAUACGACCGAUUUUCACGGAACGGCCCCAACGAUGGAUAUACUGCCGAGCGGGAGCAUUUUCCGGGAGCUGCAGAUCAUCCACGAAACUGGAUGCUUCUCGUCCGAGUCGUCCUUCGAGGAUCAAUGGCAACAGACAUGCUACGAAAUGGAACGAUACCUGAAGGAUGAGCCGAAGCUGCAGAAAUACAAGAAGCUGCCGACCGACACACCCUGGGACCUGUUCGCCGCACCCGGGCCCCUAUCCGGCUCGUGGAAGGUCGAGGUCGAACCGUACUGCUUCGACGAGCUCAACCUGAACGACCGGGCGUCCGAUUCGCGGUCCGAAUCGUCAUCCUCCUCCUCCUCGUCCUCCUGCUUCUCGUCCGACGGGCCACCCGGCUCGAACGGAGCGACGAACGGCUGGCAGGUCGGUGGCGCCAGCCUACUCAGCUGCGCCGUCAUGGUGAAGAAGGAACCGAUCGACGACCCGGACGAUGAUCCCGAGUCGGACAGCCAGGACGAGCGUAGCGACAAGUACAGCAACCGCAUCAAUCCCACCACGGAACUAGCGAACCGGAGUAGCAGCAGCAGUAGUAACAGCAGCAGUAGUAGUAAUAAUAGUAGCAGUAACCACCAUCACCAUCAUCAUCACAGCAGUAGUGGCAGUGGCAGCAGCAGCAAUCACCACACCAGUCUUCAUCACGGUCACCAUCGGCAGGCGAUCGAGCUGCGGCUUGUCGCGCGAACGACGAGCAGCAACGAUCUGCUACCGACACUGACGCCCCCCUCCUCACCGGAGUCACACCUCAGCAAGGACAACUCGAACACCUCCAGCACGGCGACGGCCAACCCCACCACCACCACCACCACCACCACCACCACCAAUGGCAGCAGUUUAGCCGGCUCGAACGGGCUCACCUCGAUCAAGAAGGAACCGGCGGGCGAAAUUGCGCUGCUCGAUCGUCAGGGCGGGCAGAUAUUGCGCGUAUCGGCGGGCCCGCACGUGGUCCGGCUGACGGCGGGGGUGGCCGGUGCGAACGGCAAGAAUGUGGUGACGGGCGUGACGCGCGUGAUACAGGUCAGCCCCGGGCUGCAUGCGGCCAUCGCGCAGCGUAACUCAUCUGCCUCACCGAACGCGUCAGCACAACCGAGCUCGAAACAUCACCACCGACAGCAGGACCACAGUCCGGACGCGAAACGAAGGAUACACAAGUGUCAAUUUCUCGGCUGCAAAAAGGUCUACACGAAAAGCUCCCAUCUGAAGGCGCACCAGCGAACGCAUACAGGAGAAAAACCGUACAAGUGUUCGUGGGAGGGUUGUGAGUGGCGCUUCGCCCGUAGCGACGAGCUGACGCGCCACUACCGGAAGCACACCGGCGCCAAACCCUUCAAGUGCCGGCACUGCGAUCGUUGCUUUUCCCGCUCCGAUCAUCUUGCGUUGCACAUGAAACGGCACGCCUAAGGCAUUCGUCUCCAAAACCUUCCACUGCCGUUCGCUCCCGCGAGCAGCACGACGGCUCCAGCAGGCGAAGACACAACGAGCAAGAGAGCUUUACACCAACGCAGAAGCGCACGGUAGGAGACAGGCAGGAGAGGAAAGUUUUUAAAAGCACCCCGAAUUGGAAACAAACGUGUGACGAUAGGCAAAACUAAACUGUGAAUAGUAAAUGUAGAAAAUCGAAACUGGGAAAACAAUGAACACACUAAUCACCAUUGGCUUUGAAACUGCGAAGCAUGGAAAACCUCCGCACGCCGACUCGGGAAAAAGGCUAUAAAUGCCAAACGUGCAUCACACUGUAGGGGCACAGGCAGGGAAAUCGCUCUUUGGCUUACCCAAUUUCACCCCAUCAUAAUCACCAUAAUCGUAAAUCGUUCACCUUCUUCUCCGUUUAUCCGGUUAUCUAUCUCCCUAGCGUCGAUCAGCGUUGUUAGAUGCUGCUUUCCGUUUCGUUUAUGGACGUCCAGUUGAGCUGGAUAGUGUUUUGAGUACGAGAGAGAAGAAAAAAAAAAGAAACGUUUUUUUACUGAUUGAAAACCAAACAAAAAGCGCCAUAUUGAAGCAUUGAAACAGUACAGCAAACAUACAAAAACAAACAGAGAACAUUUUGAAGAAGAAGAAAAACCGCGCCAUUUGUGCUGUUAUGUGUUUCCAGAAAACCAACGUCCAAACUCUGUAUGCUGUUGUACUCGGUAAGCUAACAGACUCACAUUUAUAAACGUAAGCAAAAUGUGCAAAAUGUAUUGAUUUGUUUAAGUAGCUUAAGUUUCAAAGUUCGGUUUAAGUUACCCAUGUUUUAAGAAUGUGUUCAGUAGGAUUUCGUGUUACACCAAUGUGUAUAAUACCAUUGUAGUAUGUAAGGUUUACGUUCGUUUCUUUACAUGUUUUUGUUUCACUUGAGUUUGUGCAUCGUUUAUUGUGUUGUCAUCGAUGGUACAUGUUUUUGAUUAGUUUAAGAGUUUUUCUUUUUAAUUUUAUAAUAUUGAUUCAUUCUUUGUUGGUUUUGUAUUUUUGUUUUGAGUUUAACAUUUCAGUAGCCUAUGAAAUAAGUUUCACUUUUCGCGAAAUGAGUUUUAUAAUGGCAAAAUAAUGAGUAUUUUCUAGUUUUGGGUAACGUUUUAUAAGUUUUACAAUUUAUUCACGAUAACGAUGGAUUGUGCUUCCAAAACCGUUAUUUAUUUAUAGCUCUUCUUUUGUAUUAUUAUUCUGUUUUGCGUUUUUAAUCAUCUAAUAUGAUCGUUUUGUAGUAAGUUAGUUUCUUGAAAUUAAGUUUAAGCAUCGUUUUCUUCAUACACGUGGCCAUUAAUUGUUAGUACGAUUUUCGUAUUGUUUCGUAGCUUUUAAGUUAAAUUUAAUUGCCAUUUCUAACAUCCCAGGCGUACACUAGAGUUUAAAUAAUUCCAAAUAUCUUUUUAACAAAAAAUGUUCAAACAAGAAAGGAAACAUUUUUGUCCCAUUCACUCUGUACACAUGCCAAGAGAAGACAAGACGAAAAGGAAACAAAGAAUACGAUCCAACACUUAUAAAAACAAACAUCACUGCCAACACAGAAAAUACCGUAACCAAGUGCGCCGUGCAACUUGCGUGACUUUGAAGUGCAGGGACAUUCGGGGAAAAGUAAGCGUUAGGUUUGGGGUAGUUAAAAGGGGGUGGCAAAAAGAAAGUCAAAACGAAACUUUUAAAUCAAACUGUUGUAUCCCUUUUGGUAUCUUUUCCCGUGGGGUUUUGGGUAGCAAACGGCAAGCGGCAGAUAAAGGGGGAUGCACUUUUUCGUAACUACAUGUUAUAAAUGAUCAAUUUACUAGUAUCAAUCCAUUUCUUUCUUAACGUGCUAAUAUCAAUCAGUGUAUGUGUGCUUUCGUGCUGCUUAUAGCGAGAGAUAAUAUUCAUUAUUAUUCAGUGUUGAAACUAUUGUAAAAAGCAUCAAACAAUCGAUGAUAUGUUUAUAAAGUUUGCUAAAUGGUUAUGCUUUGAGUUUGAGCAACAAAACUACACCGUUUUAGUUUAUUUGCUUUCGGUAACUUCAUUGUUGGAGAGCCACACAUAAUGGAGAUAAACACGUAUUAACUACUGCUUUAUCUAUAUAGUGAUCGAAACACAUUUAUUGCUACAAAACACACACUUUUCUUCGAUUAAGAUUGAAAAAGAAAGAACAAAAUGUUGAUGAAGUUCCCCCUCAAACACACACUCACACACACACACACUCACGACACAAUUUUACACACCCAACGAAUGUGAUUGUUCCGAUUCCAGACGAUACAAAAUGCAUCAAAACGCCAUCAGUAUUUGAGUUAGGGUAUAUUUGUAAGAACGGUUCCAUUGCCGUUCUACAGCAAAAUCAAAGACAAACACUUUUGAUACGAAUAGCAAGUUAUGCAACUUGACCUGGCUGUAUGUUUAGCAAAAUUAUUUGCAAAACAAAGCAAUCGAAACAAAACACAUACAUGACGAUCAUACAAUUGCAUCAACAACAAACAAACAAACAAAAAACAACUAAAAACGAAGUAAAACUUUGGAGAAAAAACAUAACAAAAAAUGCAUAAAUCAAGAGAUAGAAGAAAACCACAUUUUGUAACACAUGAUUAUCACAAGCGAUCAUAAAAAAUGAAAACAACUUAAAAAGUAAGCAAAACCAAAAACAGGCUACCAUCACCACCACAAUCUUACCCAUUUUAGAGCAAAUAUUAGAAUAAUUCUGACGGGCUAUAAGUAAGCAAUUGGAGCAACGCAGGAAUGUUAUCCGUGAACUGUAAGGUAGAAUUAGAUUCAAAAAAAAGAAGAGAAAACCAAAACAAAAAACGAAACACUGCAACAGCAAACUAACAAACAGAGAAACAGAUAGAAACGUAAACCUAAACAAAGAGCUCACUCACAACUAGCGCAAAACUGAUGAUAGCCGUGCAGUUAAAACCAACGCAACAAAGUAAAACAAAACAAAACAAAAACAACGGCUAGCAAAAGCAGCGCUACCAUUAAAAGAGAAAAAGAACAGUGAAAAACAUGUGUCAAAAGUAGUAUUAAUCAAAGACUGGAUAAAUUUUUAACGUGUAUUUUAAAUGGAAAACAAGAAAAAAACGAACGAACUAACGAUUGUAUAAACAGCACAACCACUAAUCACACUAAUCACACACUAUUGCAGCGCAGGAUGCUACGCAGGGAUGAUGACGAGAGGAAUUGUUGUAAGAAGCGCGCUGAAACAUUUUGGGUUUCAAAUGCAGUUCAUUCUCGGGGGUGUUAAAAUCAACCUGCCAUAGCAAGGUGCGGGCAGGUAUAUGUACGUGUGCAUGUGUGUGCAUGUGUGUGUGUGUGUGUGUGUGUGAAAAGUACGGACAAUACAUGCUAUCUUCUGCUCUAAUUACAGAUUCUACUUACAGCGAUAUUUUGUCAUUUUUACCUACCGUUUUAAGCCCUAUUUGUGCUGCUUGUAAACUCCUUUUCCUUGCUAGUGUUAUUUUGUCUCAUAUUUUUUUCUCUAUUGAAUGCAAGAAAAAAUGGGGAAUGUGGAUUUAAAUCAAAACUAAUGGCAAAGAAAAUUUAAAUUAAAUCUAUGCACUAUAAACGUUACACGAUACACACGCAACACACACCUACAACCAGUACACAGAGUCGUAACGAUGCUGAAUGUCGAUAGAGUGUUAGUAAUGCGUAAGGUAGCUUCAGCACAGACGAGCAAACGCAAAACAAUACACGCACAAAGGUGCAAGAAAGCAAGAAAAGUGAAACACAGAGCAAGUGUGUAGACAGUUUAGAUAAGAUUGGAUAUUAUAUAUAUACAUACAUACAUAAAUGGAUAUAUAUAUUUUUUAAACACAUUUUUUUCCUUCAACGAACAGUAGUGUGACAAGGAAACGUUCCGCAGCAACAGAGAGAAGCCACUAGAUAAUUUUAGGAAGAGAUAAACCGAGGCAGAGAAGCGUAGAAAGAGAGAGAGAGAAAGUAAAGAGAGAAACUUAAAAGAAACUCACAACCCGAAAAAAACGACAUGCAACGGCAAUGAUGAUGCAAAACAAAAACCUUUUGGCACAACUAUGGUAAAGCUUUUUUGUUUUUUUUUUUUGUUUUGUAUUUCUUCACAAAACGUAUAAGCAAUAGCAAACAGCAGGGGCAAAGGGAUUGGAUAGAGGGUUUACUUAAAAAAAAAAAAAACCCAAACCCCGUUCCAAUUGAUUUUGAUUGGUGGGUUAAGCAGGUGACGCUGGUUUCACUUUUUGGUGUUUGUUAGAAGCUUCGGUUUUUGGCACCCGCCGCGCACACACACACGUAACAUCGAAGCCACAGGUGAUUUCAUUACGGUGAGAAACCAACGCAACACUUCCCUUUUUGACUCCCGGGACGGGAGGAAGCCAAAGCUCAAAGCUCAAAUACCACCAACAGCAUAGACAAAAAAAAAACAAACAAACAACACAAAACGCUCUACUAUUUUUAUACUCGAUUCGGCACUCGUUUGAGGUGAUUGUGAUUGCAAUGAAUGAGAAAUAGGGAAUCGAAUUUAAAUCGACAACUGUGCAAAACGUGUUAAACUUUACCAAGAAAAGCAAAAUGAAGAAAAUGUCUAAAAGAAGUUUAAAUAAUGAAAACAUGUUCGUGAGCAAACCAAAAAAAAAACAAUAACAUAACAAUCCAACAUAAGGGGAAAGAAUUUUAUACAGCUUCAUAGGAACUAAAUAUCAAACAGAAGGGACAGAGAGCGGAUAACCUUUAAAAAAAAUCAAAAAUUGCUCAACCACACUUGGUAACUAAGGAAAACUAUAAACACCUCUCAAUGGCAACAUCACAUCACCUAUGCCGAAGGCUUGAACAGCAAAAACAAAAGAUCAAACAAAGAGAAAUGAGUAAUAAUCGUUUUUAAAUUUAAAAAAAAAAACAUCCCAAUCAUUGAUCAUCGGUUACGGUUGUGUGAUUGUGUUUUGUAUACAUUGCACAGUAGGCCAGUAAAGAAGAUCAAAAAGUGUUGAAAAAGCAUAUGAAACCACACUCAUGCAAACAAGAAAGAGCAAGAAAAGCAACAGAAAUGUGAACAAGUGAGUGAGAACUGAAUGGAAUGGAGGAGAUUUAAAAAGGCAAGAAUAAAAACGAUAAAGCGUUGAAAGAGAACAGCGUUUGAAACAAGUAUAAAAUAUAAAUGUAAAAUUAAAAUUUAGCUCAUACUUUGCGCUUCUACCAGUAAAACGAUUCGUUCAAAACCUAUCGUUUGUAGGAAAGAGCAUAUGAAACCAAAACAAAGAAAGAGUUCGCCCUCUUGCAGACAAAAUUCAUAUCAGUUGUUCCCCGUUCGUGGAUUCAAGUGUUUCAAUUGUUUGGAUCGUUAUGUUUCGGUGUAGUUAAAAAAGGGCUAUUGCGGGGCUUACAGCUUGCACAACUAUCUCUAUUGUCUCUUAUAAGAUAAAUUAAUUAAGUACGAUAUAAAAAGGCAACAUUCUUAUGAUGAUUUAGCUUCGAAAUUUAUAAAUACAAUUUUUAUCCCAAAUUUAUUACAACCGCCAACGGUUGCGGUUCGUGUAGAUGAGUUGUUCUGUUUUCAAACAAAUUAAUUCAAUAUUUUGGCCACUCUAUGAAUUGCAUUCCGCUAAGUAAGCACCGACCGAGUUACUACAGCAUUCGCUUGUUUUGUACACAUUUGUGUCAGUUUAAGCAGUGAGUGAAACAAAAUUAGUAUUGAAUAUAAAUUAUUAUAUAAUGGAAAUCUUAUUACGCAAAAAGAGAGAAAGAAGAAAAAAACAAACCUCUACGUUCACUCGAUAUAAUCGACUCCAAUCGCCAUACCGAUUGAUCUUGUAUAGGUUUUAUUACUCCCAAACACAUUACAAAACACAUUAUAAUUAGCGUGCUGGCCCAUUGUGCAAUGGCGCAAGUGGGAAAGUUAGUAAUAAAACAGCAAAAAAAAAAUGAAAGAAACUUAAAAGCAUUGUUAUUGUGUCGCUUGUUAAACAAAAGCCCAAAAAACCCAACCAACCAACCAAACAAAAACACGUACCGAUAAAGUUCAUUUGCUUGGCGAAUUUCGUUGCAUCGUUGGUACGUGGGUGUGCCGUGCGCAUUGCUCAUCCCAAGCGCACUGAACACUAUUGCUGAAGGAGAUUUGUGUCCUCUUUAUGGCAGGGUAAGGAACAGGAAAGAAAAAGUAAAACAAAAACAAAAACAAAAAAACAACAACAGAACGGAACUACCGAAACGUGUAAAUACAUAGAGAGUGAAGCAAAACAAAGAAGAAGAAAAAACAAGUGAAGAAAAGAAGGCAAAAAUACACGAUCAAACGAGAAGGCCGGUGUAGCUAAAGCAAAUAACGUAACCGUAAGUAAAUAAGUGAUAUUUUCAAGUAGUUGGCAAAAUCUGAUAUAAAGAAGAAAACACGUAAAGAAAGAAGAAAGCAACAAACCAGUUGCACACACGAUAAAUAUUGAUAAACAGAGAGGUACGGAAGUAGAUUGUAAAAUAGAUAACAAAAAAACCAGAACAGAAAACAAUGAUGAAAGAUGAUAAACAUAGGAAACAUUCCCCACCCUGGGCCGGUAUUUGUAUGUAAAGAUGUAUAUGUGCCAGUAUAACGCCAGCGGUAGAGCGGGAGAGUAUGUUUGUAUGUGUACGUAAGUGUGUGUGUGUGUGUGUGUGUGUGUUUGUAUGUAUGCUAUAAGAUGUACCGUAGGUAUUUAGCAAAUAUUUGACACACAAAAGAGGAAGAGGAGACAACACAAAACAGAGACGCGUAAAUCAAACCGAAUAGUGUAAAACCAGACAAAUAGAGCAAAGCGAAACGUUGCAAAAGUUAGCAAAACCUAGUAUGCAGGAAAGAAAACAGCGUAAGCCGAUAAGUUCCCGGAAUAAGUCGGGAAUGCGUUCAGAGGGGUAAUUGAGCGCGAAGCUAUUUUUUAUGAAAGUUUAUAAUUGUAAUUUUGUCUAUAGUUGAUUAAAAAGUAGUAUAAAUGCAAAGAGAAAAAGAAGAGGGAGAAAGAGAAAAGAAGAGAGAAAAAGAGAAAGGAAGAGAGAGAAAGAAUUGUAAUAAAUAAACAGAGCGACAACUAAAAAAGGGAAAAGACAAGAAAAAAGAUCACAAACACGAACAUAACAAAAAACAAAUCAAACUGAAAAGUUAUCCAAUCCAAAAGAUAAAGCAGAAAACACAAAAGCAAACGUUCAGCCGGAUUGGUCCUAAAUAGAGAAGAUAACUGAAGUUGGCCAAAAACAGAAAACAAUUCAAAUAGAAGGAAAAAUCACAAAGAAACGACAAAAAGAAGCAAAAAAAACCACAGCACACAUUACGCACAAAUUGUAAUGAUUUGAACGUUCAGCAUUUCCUCCAAUCCGUUACCCAUCUCCCAUGCAGGCUAGCUGUGGACACCAACACAAGGCAAAAGAGGAAGUGUAUCGGCACAAAACCAGCACAAUUAUUAUUACAUUCUUGUACUAUCGUUUCAUGCGCACGCACCUUACGCCUCGCAAAAGGAUGCCGCUUGUUGAUUGCAAUUGAGUGUUAAUUAAAGUGCAGAACUUAACAGAGGAACGAAAACUCUCUCUCACUUACAUACGUUCUAACGCUCACGCGGUGUUGCGUUGAGUAGCAGUGCAGUAGCAGGAAGUGGCAUGCUAUCACGGUUCUGCGCCAUUCGGUUCAGUUCAGUCGUCCACACAGUCGCAAGAUGUGUUUUUUGAAUGUUAGAAAAACGGCCGCCAAAUAUCGGUUUAACAAAAUUGAGACACACAUACACAUACAGCCACACGCCAACACGACAAACGCACACAUACAAAUACACGCACGCACACGUACUCGUCAUCUUCUUUCUUAGAAAAUAUUAUUGUAAUUUGCGAUCUCGCACCCGGGCAACCUGGUGGUGCGGGACGACCGUUAGUGUGUGUGUGGUAGAGCACAACGCACACAGACAAAGUUUAGUAAAGUUAAGAAGCAAUCGUGUUAGUAAAUGUUUAACUUAAAACCCCUUCCUUCCCCCCGGGUUUGAUUACCAUUAUGCUCGAACCACUCCCUCGCCCCUCGAACGCCGCGAACGAGCUGUAGACGCGCGGCGUAACUCAAGUGUUCCGGUCCUUGUCCCAUUUCAUUUGCUCCCGCCAAUGUGCAUUCCAAAGCCUAUUCCCCUAUUCGUGUGUGUGCUCCUAGCAGGGCGGGUUUCCGAGUGAGUUGGAUUGUGAGUUGCAUUGCGUUGAUUGAAACGUUUGUUGUGUUGAAAAUGUAUCCACAGGGAACCCGCCCUCCCUCAUCCCAAAACAGUGGAGUAAAGUGUAUCCGUUUCUCUUCAUAUCGCAAUCUUAGGGUUAUGUAUAUUUCGUGUGGGUCAGAGAAGAAGAAAAAAAGCACGGAGAAAGGGUGAAAGACAAGCAGUGGUUAAAUUAAUGCAAAACGACAAGAAAUACAGUGUUUAAAUUAUUCGUAUCGUUAAGGGCUUUUAAUAUAAUUAUUAACAAACACUCAAAAUCAAAUUUCAUCGUGAAGAAGAAGCACAAAGGGAGGCGCGAUUGUGUGGUGGCACCAUGUGUUUUUGGGACACGGGACGUUUCUUAUCUGUUUGUUUGGAUGUGUUGUGUGCGCAAAGCAUCACUAGCGAGCACUGGUGAGCGGUGAAGGAAGGGAGAUGAUUUAGGGAGAGAGAAAAAAAAAUCCACUCAAAAACAAAACUGAGAACGUUUUUUAAAGCAGCAAAAGUGACAACAUUCUUAAAGGGGGAAGCAACAAAAAAAAAAACUGUACAGAGCUGGAUCAAACAUGGCGACACAGCUGAGAGAAAAGUAAAAAAAAAAGAUCGUGCCAUCGGGAGCUGGUUUGCAUUUAGUGAAAGGAUAACAGAAGUGAUAACAGCACAAAACAAACACAAGCACACACACACAUACACAGGCACAACGCACGUGUGCAUGGGGAAGGACGGAGGUGAUGAAAGAGAUGAUGAUGAUGAUGAUUAGAAGAAAGGAUAUAAGCUAGUUCAAUGUGUUAGUAAUUGUGUAAGGUUUCGAUUGUGUGGCAUGUGCGCUACUAAGCUCACCUUUGUUAAGGCGCUUUUACACGGCGCUUGAUCAGUUUUCUGCUCAAAAAACCCGGUUCGUUGCUGCAUACUGAGUUUUCCUCUUUCUCUCUACUGCUCAUAAUACACACACUAAAGCCAAGCCAAGAUGAGCAUCAAACCGAGAGAAAUAUCAUUAUUAAUAUUAUAACAGCUUUUCGGUCGCAGUUACUGCUUACGAUUGUCUAAUAAUUUCCGUUGUUAACGCACUUAAACAAAUUGAAUUGCAAACAAAAACGUAAACAAAAACCGUACUGUGUUGUGCACCUGUUUGCUAAAAUGGUGCUACACCCAGAAACAACGCACACACACACACAGAGACAAAACUGUUGCAAUGCUACAGUGCAAAAUGUGAAUAUGAAAUGGAAAAAGAAGAAAAGCAAAAGUGAGAAAAUGGGAAAAACAGUCAUCCAAAGAAGGGAGAAAGAGAAAGAAAUAGAACAGAAAAAAAACACAUACACACAAAACAUGAACAAAAACAAUAGAGAAGAAAAAGAGGUGAAAUUGUUGUAUAAAGAAAGACACACAAACACACACACAUACAGCAAACAAUGUGCAAUGAAUGAGUUUAAAACACACAAGAAGAAAAAAAACAACACUCAGAGCAAGGGAAGAAGAAAACAGACGCAAAUUUAAAAAAAGAAGACGAAAAAGUGGUAAGGACAGCAGUAAAAAACGGCGUGCGAGUUAGUGAAGUGCAGCAGACGAAGAACGGAGCAUGAGAACGGAAUUGUAGCUUAUAAACUCUGCUAUGUGCAUAUUAAGUUUAAGAAUGAAAAAGAAAAUAAACGUACGUUCCUGUUACAAAAAUACAA